This is a messenger RNA of Acanthoscelides obtectus, 1880 nucleotides long. The record is from the annotation of a GenBank genome assembly. NCBI's taxonomy places the organism in Eukaryota, Metazoa, Arthropoda, Insecta, Coleoptera, Chrysomelidae.
AGAAGGCGCAGUUUGCGGUACUCCGUGCCGCCACGCGACCGAUCAUGGAUAAAAAGAGACCACUCACUGAACGAGAGCUGCAAGAGAUCGUCGACAAUUUCUCUGAUUUCGAUGAGGAUAUAGUAGACUUUGCAGAUGAAAGCGAAUGAGAAGUUAUUCAGUAUAGUGUUUACGACAGCAAUCUGAGGUUGAGGACUCGGACUAUACACACGAAUUGGAGAAUCAAGGAGAUGAGUUCUUUUACAUUGGAAAGGACGAAGAGAAUGUCUGGAAAAGCACUCCUGUGAGUUUUACCAGUAAAACUAGGUCUAAAAAUAUAAUCAAGAUAUUACCAGGUUCAAAAGGAGCUGCGAAAACUUUGUCAAAUCAUUUAGAGUCAUUUUAUAUAUUUAUUUCCAAUGAGAUGAUUGACAAUAUCGUAGUAUGCACAAAUUUAUAUAUAGAAAAUAAAAAACAAAAUUUUGCAAGAGAUAGAGAUUGCAAAAUAACUUCGUCCACGGAGAUCCAGGCACUAUUCGGCGCGUUAUAUAUAAUUGCAGUAAAGAAAGGAAAUCGUGUAGAUGUGCGAGAACUGUGGAGUACAGAUGGAACUGGAAUGAUUAGACUUCGGGCUGCUUUUAGUUACAGAAGAUUUUUAUUCCUUUUACGUGCCUUACGAUUUGGCAAUAUCAACACUAGGAAAGAACGCCAAAAUAUAGAUAAAUUAGCUGCAAUACGGGAUAUUUACUCCGAUUUUGUAAAGAAUUGUAUGAAUAAUUACAUCCCUGGGAAUUCAUUACCAUUGAUGAAAUACUUCAUCCGUUUCGGGGGCGAUGUGGGUUCAUGCAAUAUAUGCCGCAAAAUACGGUAUAAAAAUAUAUGCUUUGUGUGAUAGUCGCACCUAUUAUACUUGGAAUCUUGAGAUUUAUUGUGGGCAACAACGAGAUGGUCCCUCUCAGACAAGUAAUAAGCCAUUCGAUAUAGUUCGAAGGUUGGUAGACCCUUUAAAAAAUUCCAAGAGAAACCUGACAACAGAUAAUUAUUAUACGAGCUAUCCCCUAGCAGAUUAUCUUUUGCAAAAUGGCCUUACGUUAAUAGGUACAAUAAAGAAAAAUAAAAAGGAAAUACCCCCGGAAUUCCUUCCGAAUGAAGCACGAAUAGUUGGUUCUUCAUUAUUCGGAUUUCAGGACGAAAUUAAUUUGGUAUCUUACGUACCCAAAAAGAAUAAAGCUGUGAUAAUUCUUUCUUCUGUUGAUGACAAAGGAGAGGUUGACGAGGCAACAAAUAAGCCAACCAUCAUUUUGGAUUAUAACAGGACGAAGAGUGGUGUCGAUACUGUCGAUCAAAAAUGUGCCUCUUAUACAACCCAGAUAACCACUAGACGAUGGCCCCUUGCAAUAUUUUUCCGCAUUCUUGAUAUUACUGGGAUAGACGCUGAAAUUGGAUUCACUAAUACUAAACCUCCAGAAGAGUCUCCUAGAAGACGAAAAUUCUUAAACGAAUUAGGCGUGUCUCUAAUGGAACAUCAUAUGGCGGAACGAGCGAAAAUAAUUACACUUCCAAAAGACAUUAGAGAAUUUCUUUCGCGAUACCAAACUACUGUUGAUGAGGUACCUGCAAUAAAGCAAAGUGGUAGUGGACGUUGUCAUGUUUGUAGUGCGCGUAAAAAUAAUAAAACUACUGUUAGAUGUGACUCAUGUGAUCAGUUUGUAUGUAAAAGCCAUUGCAAAAAAACAGUUCAAUGUGAUACUUGUUUGUAUACGUAUACCCCGAUAAAAAUUCAGUGUUUAUCUUUUAUGUUCGCUAUAGAAUAAUGUUUUAGUUUUGAAUGUUUAAAUAAAUCAGAGCGCAAUAUUAUAAAUAAACUGAUUUUUUAAAUGUCUAUUCUGUUUAAUUACAAA